UUUCACUCAAAUCAGAGAGUGAAACCAGCGCUCUUCAUCGUGUCAGCUAUGCACUACGCAACUGCAUGUUUCAUUUCUUUUUUCUUGUAUAUCUCUGUAUGUGAAGUGCAAUCACAAUUUGACUAUGAUUAUUAUGAAGAGAAUAUAGCCAAAAACUGCACCACAUCUGAGUCCAUCACUGGAGGAACAGUGGAGUAUUCCAAUGGCGGUGCUGCAGGUAGUCUGCUAAUUUAUCACUGCAGCGAGGGAUUCGAACCUUAUCCAGUCAGCCGAAAGGUUUGCAACUCUAAUGGAGAAUGGCAGCCUAAGGUAUCCAGGGUCAAAUGUGAAGAAACCAGCGAUUAUGGAGAUUAUGAGGAACCACAGAAGAACUGCUCCUUGAAAGUGUCUAUAACGGGGGGUAGCGUGUCCUACUCCAAUGGGGGAUUGGAGGGAAGUGUGCUGACUUAUCACUGCACGGAACGAUACUACCCUUUUCCAGCGGCACAAAGAGUCUGUGACAGAGAUGGGGAAUGGUCAACCAUGAGUCUCCCAAAUGGAAAGAGAACACUAAAUGCUGUGUGCAAGGAGAUCCUUUGCCCUGCUCAACUUCAGCUUGACAACGGGCAGCUCUGGCCCAGGAGACAGUGGUUCAAGAUUGGAGAAAAGCAGACAUUUUCCUGUCAUGAAGGAUUUGUUUUGACAGGAUCCGCUGAGCGGAACUGCACUCUGUGGGGUGGAUGGACCGGUUCUACACCUGUGUGUGAUGACCAGUCUGAGGACUGUAAAAACCCAGGCACACCUCCAGGGGCCUUACGUUCUGGGCAACGUUUCCGAAUCAGAGACAGAGUGCGCUAUCAAUGUCAGUCAGGUCUGGAUAUGCUUGGCCCCUCUGAGAGACAGUGUUUGGAUUCAAGGGAAUGGAGCGGGACAGAACCGCGCUGCUACGCCCAGUACUCAUAUGAUCAACCAGCUGCUGUAGCUCAGGCCUUAGGAGGAUCUCUGACCGCAGUCAUGGACGUGUCACUCCCCGACUUCAAAAAGCAAGAGCAAGGUUUGGGAAGGACUAUCAAGGUUGCAGAAGGUCGUCUGAACGUCUUCAUCCUUUUGGACACAUCAGCCAGCAUUACACCGGAGAGUUUUCUCUUGGCAAAAAAUGCCACUGUUCAACUUGUCCAGAAGCUGGAUAGCUAUGAAGUCAACAUGAAGUUUGACAUCGUCUCAUAUGCCAGUAAGCCCAGAGAAAUCGUGUCCAUUACAAACGACCCGAGUGACGACGUAGAUUAUGUCUUGAGGAAAUUAAAGGAGUUUAGUGGUGAAAGCCAUGGGAAUGAGAGAGGCACCAAUCUGCACGAUGCCCUAGACAGGGUGUACAAUCAGCUCGCUUUGCUCAGGGAGAACAAACGAAGUCACUUCAAUGAGACUCAGAACGUCAUAAUCAUUGCAACUGAUGGACACUCCAAUAUGGGACCCAGCCCACAAACGGUUUUACCUAAGAUCCGGCACUUACUCGGCUACAAACCUGGCAAUAUAGACCACACACAAGAGGAGCGCCUGGAUGUGUAUGUGUUUGCUGUUGGAGCACAAGUUAACAAGAAAGAACUCAUAAGUAUUGCAUCUUCCAAGAGAGAUGAGCACCAUGUUUUUGUUCUGAAGGACUAUAGAGAGCUCGGACUUGUGUUCAAUCAAAUGAUCAGUGAUUCUGCUGUGACGAAGUGUGGAGUGGCACAAGAGGAGCUGGACAAAUCUGAAAAAACUUACACCGCCAGACCUUGGCACGUCGAUAUUUCCUGGAUGAUAUCUGGCCAGCGACCUCGAAAAUGCAGAGGGUCUAUACUGACGAAGAGCAUGGUUCUGACAGCUGCACACUGCUUAAUAAAAGUAGAAUCCGAUGAAUCUGUAUCAAAAGCCAAUGCUGCAGAUGUAACCAUUGAAUAUGGCAAUGGCCAAGUUAAAGCCUUGGAGCUGAUUCUUCAUCCACAGUUUAAUCUGAAAGGCCUUAAGGACAAGAAUAUAAAAGAGUUUUAUGAUUACGACGUUGCUCUGAUUAGGAUGAGUGCUAUUAAAAUAUCUGUGAAUGCAAGGCCCAUUUGUUUGCCUUGUACCGGUUCAUCAAACCGGGCUCUCAGACUGGCUCCAGACUCUACAUGUGACCAGCACAAGAAACUGCUGCUCCAUCUGGAUGAAAUCCCAGCUCAGUUUAUCAGUCAGGGAACUCAUCGAUCAGACACCCGCAUACAUACUGGUGCAAAAAGAGCUGCAUGCAUAGACAAGGCAAGAUCCACCAUUCCUGAGCACAGCACCGCAUCUGUGUCAGAAGUGGUCACAGACAGGUUCCUGUGCACUGGAGGAUCAGAGAAAAACAGAGUUGAAAUGACUUGUAAAGGGGAUUCUGGAGGGUCUCUCUUUCUACGUAAGAGGAUGAGAUAUUUCCAAGUGGCAGUGGUGAGCUGGGGCACUGAGCAGAUCUGCGGCUUACAAACAGCUGUCAAGAAACAGACUCCCGACGCACGAGAUUUCCACAUCAGUGUGUUCCCUCUGAUGCCCUGGCUCAAGCAGUACCUUGACAAGGAGCUAGUAUUUCUUCCUUAGCAGAACAAUAGAAAAUAACAGAGCUUUGAAACGCAUAAAAACUAUACAAAUUCAACAGACUUCUGUCUUCAAAAUUGUAUGCAGCAGUGCAAGAGAAUAAAUAAUAAUGUGACUAAAACAGAUUAUGACGACACAUUUUUUUCAUGAUCCUACUGAAAAGAUUCAAUACUUCAGGCAACUGGCUUCAAGGAGACACUACAAAUUUAAUGUUAUUAAAAUGAUUAUUGUAAUGAUAUUAAGGGCCUUAGAUAACUGGAGACAAGUUCCCUUCUCUUUGCACAAGAGCAUAUUUGCCUUGCCGUUUAAAGUCACUAUAUUUUUUUUUCUGGGUUUUCGCUUGCCUUUUAUGUAGUUGACACAUCUAGUCUUAAAAAUAGGUACCACAUAUAUAAUGUAGAGGUAAAAACAUUUACGUAUAUGGUAAGCUGAAAUUUAAUUUGAUUUGUUUAUCCAUUCACUUUUGAAAGUCUUUGUUCUAUGAUGAAUGAAUAUGCAUAACAAGAAGAGUCUAUGAAAUGCAUAUAUCACCAAUAAACUUGGAAGAAGUAAGAGAUGUGAAGCAUA
Molecule: messenger RNA, 3135 nt
Organism: Labeo rohita (rohu)
Lineage: Eukaryota; Metazoa; Chordata; Actinopteri; Cypriniformes; Cyprinidae
Product: complement C2
Biological process (GO): complement activation; proteolysis
Cellular component (GO): extracellular region
Molecular function (GO): serine-type endopeptidase activity
Source: RefSeq, a predicted model, not a curated record